This is a messenger RNA of Nicotiana tabacum (common tobacco), 2064 nucleotides long. RefSeq lists its product as uncharacterized. The record is from RefSeq and is a predicted model, not a curated record. NCBI's taxonomy places the organism in Eukaryota, Viridiplantae, Streptophyta, Magnoliopsida, Solanales, Solanaceae. Gene Ontology annotation, molecular function: protein-lysine N-methyltransferase activity. Gene Ontology annotation, biological process: peptidyl-lysine monomethylation.
UCAAGGCCCUUCGCAUGACAUUUUAGUUCCCUUCGAAGAGUGACACAAAAUCUUUGGCAAUGGCGACUCCUGAAGAAGCUAAGCUCCAGCAGUUUCUUCAAUGGCUAGAGGUGAACAAUGCAGAACUACGUGGUUGCAGAAUCAAAUACAGUCAUUCCAGUAAAGGGUUUGGAAUUUUCUCAUCUAAUCAUACAUCUGAUGGUAAAAUCUUGAGCUAUUUCAUUUUGUUUGCCUUUUCUAGCACGAGCUGUUUGUAUUUUUGGAGCAUCGCUUGGCUUACAGGUUAUUUGGUUGGGAUACCUCUGGUGGUUCCAUUAGAUUUGGCAAUAACUCCAAUGAGGGUACUUCAAGAUCCUCUUCUCGGACCUGAAUGUAGGGCUAUGUUUGAGGAAGGGGAAGUAGAUGACAGACUCUUGAUUACCUUAUUUCUAACCGUGGAACACCUACGAGAAAACUCUUCAUGGAAGCCGUACUUUGAUAUGCUUCCAACCACAUUCGGAAAUCCACUUUGGUUUUCCGACGAUGAGGUGUUAGAGCUUAAAGGAACCACAUUGUAUCGGGCUACUCAGUUGCAGAGGAAAACACUGCAGUCUUUAUUUGAUGAAAAGGUGAAGAGGUUGGCUGAGAAGCUUUUAACUCUCGAUGGACGUCCAGAAAGAGAUGUGAGAUUUGAAGACUUCCUUUGGGCAAACUCCAUUUUUUGGAGUCGAGCACUAAAUAUCCCUUUUCCCCGCUGCUAUGUAUUUCCGACGAAUUCAGAAGGACAAGAUAGCGAUAUUUCUAGCAAAAUCAUAAAUUCUGGAACACAUACUAAUGACUGCGGCAGUUUAUCUAACAGAGAGUCCGCAAAAGUAGCCGAGCAUGAUGCACUCCAAGAUAAAGUUGCUUCUGCUGCUUCCAUCUCACAAGGAGAGAUAGUUUGGGUGGAAGGUCUGGUCCCAGGCAUUGAUUUUUGCAACCAUGAUUUCAAAGCUGCAGCAACUUGGGAAGUUGAUGGAACCGGAGCAACAACUGGAGUUCCUUUCUCCAUGUACCUUCUUUCGGCUGGAGAAAAUCCUUCCCAGAUUGAGAAAGAGAUCUCAAUUAGCUAUGGUGACAAGGGAAAUGAGGAACUGCUGUACUUGUAUGGAUUCGUCAUGAAUGAUAAUCCUGACGACUAUCUCAUGGUUCAUUAUCCUGUGGAAGCUAUUCAAAACAUUGAAUUCUCAGAGUCCAAAGCUCAACUUCUUGAAGCACAGAAAGCUGAAUUGAGAUGCCUCUUACCACGAAGUUUGCUAAAUCGUGGAUUUUUCCCUCCAUCAGACGCUUCUGGGGAAGACAAAGAUAAAUGCAUCAGUAGUCAAGUUUGCAAUUAUAGUUGGAGUGGUCAACGAAAGAUGCCCUCUUACUUGCAUAAGCUAGUUUUUCCUGCAGAUUUUUUGAAUGCACUGAGAACAGUAGCAAUGAAAGAAAAUGAACUUUAUCGUGUUUCUUCCCUACUUGAGGAGCUUGUUGGAUCUGGAGGAGAGAGGCAGCCAACUGACACAGAAGUCCAAGCAGCAAUAUGGGAGGCUUGUGGCGAUUCUGGAGCUCUGCAACUUCUUGUUGAUCUGCUUAACAUGAAGAUGUUGGAUCUGGAAGAGGGUUCAGGGACAGAGGAGAAUGACACUGAAUUACUUGAGAAAGCCUGCACCGAAGAAAUUCCAGAAGAUUGCAGAGGAUCCAAGACCAAUGGCGGCAUCCAGAAUCAUUUUCUGAGCAGAAAUAGGUGGUCCAGCAUAAUAUAUCGGCGGGGGCAGAAACAACUCACUCGUCUGUUCCUGAAGGAAGCAGAACAUGCAUUGCAAUUGGCAUUGACUGAGGAAAUCUAGAAUAUAUCUAACCCAAGUUUGUACAUUCUGCAAGAGAGCUAUUUGAGCAAAUAGUUGGGUAAUGAUCUUUCUUGUUGAUUAGGAAAACUGGUCAGAGGCGAAUCCAGGAAUUCGAGAGGAUGGGAACAAACAUGUUUCAAAGAUAAACAUUCAGUUUCAUGAUAUAAAAUUUUACAAAAACAACUUGGCUAGCAAAAAUUAUCCAAUUCCAUUA